This is a messenger RNA of [Candida] anglica, 2179 nucleotides long. NCBI's taxonomy places the organism in Eukaryota, Fungi, Ascomycota, Pichiomycetes, Serinales, Debaryomycetaceae. The record is from the annotation of a GenBank genome assembly.
AGUGGGGUAUUAAGGAACCAAGGAAUUACAAAAGUGGUAGUUUGUCUAGAAAUAAAAUAAGAUAAAAUAUUUUGUACAUUAAAAUACCAUCAGGUCAAAAGACUAUAUAACUAUAAGUAUCGCUUAUUCAUAGGUGAGAUAUACAGGCCUACACAACAUGGACGCUCUGAAUAAACCAUUUAAAGGGAUGGCAUUCUGCUGUACUUCCAUACCAUCAACACUCCGGGAGGAAAUCUCUCAGAAAUUGACCAGUAUGGGAGGAACUCAUUAUAGUGAUCUUAUGAGUGAUGUAAAUUAUUUGGUGGUUGGAGAUCGGAAAACUGACAAGUACAACUAUUGUGUCAAACAUAGACAUGAUGUAAAGUUUCUUAGACCAGAAUCAAUUCAAACUGUUUAUGAACUUUGGCUCAAAGGUGAAGAAUCGCAUGAUCUUUUGGAUAUAAACAACUAUUUACUACCAGUGUUUAGUGGAUUGGUAGUUUGUAUGUCAAGAGUGGAAUUUAAGAAUAAACCACUUCAUGAACGGAUAUUUCAAGAGUCAUUCCGGCGUGAUGGAACUAUUCAAGCAACUUCAUUAAGUCAUUUGGAAAUUUAUGAAUCUCAAGCAUUGGCAAAAUACAUUGAAGCAAAUGGUGGGAGAGUGACAGACUCAUUAACAAUUUCUAACUCAUGUGUCAUUACUACUGAGAGAAAGGGUAAACGUUUCCUGAAGGCAAUUGAAUGGAAUAUCCCAGUUGUUCAUCCUAUUUGGGUAUAUGAUUCACUUUUAAGAAUGGCCGCGUUAAAACUUGAGGAUUAUACUUUAGAAGAUCAACAGCCAUACAACCAAGGAUGUAUGGUUUGGGAUCAAGUUCGACAAGGUCCAAAGGCAAUGAAAAGGUCUACUAUACCAGUUGGAGCAGAUGUGGCGCAUAAAGCUAAAUUAAAUAGUUCCGUGGCUCCAAAAUCAGAGAGACCAUUAUUAAGUAGAACUCCUUCGGUAUGGAACUCUAUUAUGACUACUAAUCAUGCCCCAAGUAAAAAACGUUCACAUGAUGAAAACUUAUGGGAAGAGAAUGAAGAUGACGAAAAUGAUGAUGAUAAUGAAGAGUUGGGACAAUAUAACAAUAAUAAUGAAAACCCCAAUACAAUUCUGAAAUCAAAAUUAAUCUUUCUUGGUUUAAACUUCCUCAUAAUAGGAUUUUCACUUAGUCAAAAAAAUGUUCUAGAAAAAGUCAUUGAAUCCAAUGGUGGUGAAACUACUGAAUUAAACGAUACUUCAAUUACCCAUAUUGUGAUCCCAGCAGCAAGUGGAUGUGAAUCUUCUGCCGUGCUAAAAAUGCUUCCUACCCCUAUAAAGCAACGAAUAAACUCAACUGAGAUUGAAGUAGUCACGGAAUGGUUUGUCGAGCGCAGUGUAUACUAUGAAAAGUGUGUACUUGAUAACUGGGGUAAACCAUUGCGAGGAUUAUUAUCACUUACCAAAUCACUGACUCUACCACUGAGAAAGCUUAAGAUCUGUAUUACUGGAUUUACAGGAAUAGAAUUACUUCAUAUACAAAAACUUAUAAACUAUAUGGGGUUCCAAUUUUGUGAAUCACUUACAUCAGAUAGGGAUCUUGUAAUAGUUAAUGUCAAUCUUUUCCGAGAAACUAUAAGCAAGAAGUCUCCAAAGCUCUUGGAAUACACAUAUCAAGAUGUGAUAGAUUGCCCCGUUUAUCUGACUGGAGUGUCAUUUGUAUCAAGUAGGAACAAAAUUAAUGCAGCUAAGAAUUGGGAGAUCCCUAUUUUAUCGAUUGCAUAUCUUUGGGAAACCCUUAUUCUCUCAGCACCGACUAAACUGCUUAUUAUGCCGGAUAUAUUGGAUCUCAAAUGGUGUAUUUUUGUUCCUCGAGGCUACAAUAAAACUACAACAUUAAUAGAUUAUAUGAGAAGUAUGGAAGCUAUAAAUCAAGAAGAGCAGCCUCUGCGUACGCCUACAAAGGAAAGCGGCUCAUUACCUCGACUCCCAUCUCCGCGAAAAGGAUCAACUCAAAAAUUUGGACGACUUGCGGGUCGAAGUCCACAAAAGAUAAUACCACCGAUCCAACCUCAUCAAGAUCAAGAUAUUACCCUUGAAGAAGAUGAAUUUACAGUUGGUUAUGCUUCCGAGCAAGUUGAGCUCCCUAAAAAGAAAAGGCGUACUCGAAAAUAAUCCUGU